UUUACUUUGUAGUUGGCCAUCAUGAAGUACAGUACAGUGGCAUUUAAAAUAACCCAGACUCUAGUCUUGGACUUAGAUGAGCUGACUUGCCUAGACAGCAGCUGUUGGAUGUCACAGUAUGAUGAGUUCACAAUGAACGUUCUAUGACACGCUGCUGACAUGUACUUAGAUAUGUUCAUGCCUCAGUGCAGAGUGCCAGUAUACUCUGAGGUUUGACUCAUUGUAAACGUUUAUAAAUACAACGAUAAUUGUUUGGAGUUCGUAAAAUGGGGAACUGCUGUAACAGUCCAGUUGAACCGGAAUAUCCAACUGUCACACCUUCCCCAACCGAUGUACAAAAGUUCCCGAAUUCCUUAGUGAAGGUGGAACCUGGAAUACACAGACACGAUUCCAAUGUCUUGGAAGAGAACCAUCAACAGCACAUGGUUGCUCCUGAGAAUGCUGAAAUACUGCAAGUCCAGGCAGACACUUCUGUAGAUGUAUCAGAAAGUGAAGCAGAAGUGUACCCUGAAACUUCUACCAGUGCCAAUUCACCACACAGCAAUCAAAACCUACCAACGAAGACGGUGAAGGUGAAGUCUAAGAAACGCAGACGUGUUUCCAAAAUUCAAAGGAGACUGCUUUGGAGAGGGAAUGUUUCUUCAACGGAUGUUGAAGUACCUCAAGUCCAGCGUGGCACUUGUGCACAUAUGACACCAACUGAAGCAGAAGUAUACCCUGAAACUUCUACCAGUGCCAAUUCACCACACAGCAAUCAAAACCUACCAACGAGGACGGUGAAGGCGACAUCUAAAAAGCCCAGAUGUGUUUCCAAAAUUCAAAGGAGAUUAUUUAGGAGAACCACUAUUUCUCCAAUGGAUGUUGAAGUACCUCAAGUCCAGCGUGGCACAGCUGUAGCUAUAGAACUAAGUGAAACAGAAGUAUACCCUGAAACUUCUACCAGUGCCAAAUCACCACGCAUGAAACAAAAACUACCAAAGCGGCUGGUGAAGAUGAUGACUAAGAAAAACAGACGUGUUUCCAAAUUUAAAAGGAAACUCUUUAGGAGAGGCAAUGCUUUUCCAAAGGAUGUUGAAGUGCCUCAAGUCCAGCGUGGCACUUUACCACCAACUGAACCAGAAGUGUCCCAUGAACCUCCUGAUAAUACAGUUUCACCAGUAAACCAGCAAAAGUCAACCGUGAGCAUGGUCGAGGUACUAUUUAAUAAAUGCAGAUGUGUGUCACCUGAAGAGACACAAGUGAAGGUGGAGAAGGUGGAGAGUAGAAGUUUUAAUUGUUUUACUUCAAUCUUUAAAAGAUUUUAUAAGAAGUCUGUCAUCCCUGAAGUUAUUGAAGAACCUCCAGCUGCUCCAGCUGCUCCAGCUGCUCCAGCUGCUCCAGCUGCUCCAGCUGCUCCAGCUGCUCCAGCUGAUGUUGUGCAUACAUCUGAAGAAAUACUACAAACCCAAAGGAAAGGUGCAGAUAUCCAUAGCUUCAGCUCUCCCUCCCCUAGCCUCAGAUUGGGAGACACGGUAGAUGAAUUACAGAGAUACCAGAAGCCAGUAGUGGCUGCUAUCCAAGGUGUGGCUCUUGGAGGAGGACUAGAGCUGGCCCUGGGCUGUCACUAUCGGAUUGCCAAUACAGAGGCUCGUGUUGGCUUUCCAGAAGUCACACUGGGAAUUCUUCCUGGUGCCAGAGGAACCCAGCUUCUCCCCAGACUCAUUGGAGUUCCUAUUGCUCUCGACUUAAUUACCUCAGGAAGACAUAUUCCAGCAGGUGAAGCGCUCAAGCUUGGCAUUCUGGAUGCAGUUGUGAAGUCAGACCCAGUUGAAGAAGCAAUCAAAUUUGCUCAGAAGAUUAUAGAUAAACCUCUAGAACCCCGCAGACUCAUAAACAAGCCAGUCCCAAGCUUGCCCAACAUGGACGGUAUUUUCGCGGAAGCCAUUGCCAAGGUACAAAAGCAGUUCCCUGGCCACCUGGCUCCAGAGACUUGUGUCCGUUCAGCCCACGCCUCCGUGAAGUACCCCUAUGAAGUGGGCAUUAAGGAAGAAGAAAAGCUGUUUAUGUACCUUCGGGCAUCAGGACAGGCCCGAGCCCUGCAGUAUGCCUUUUUCGCUGAAAAGUCUGCAAAUAAGUGGUCAACUCCCUCAGGAGCCUCUUGGAAAACAGCGUCUGCGCAACCAGUGUCCUCGGUUGGCGUUCUUGGCUUGGGAACAAUGGGCCAACGCAUUGCCAUUUCUUUUCUAAGGGCUGGGAUCCCCGUGGUCGCUGUAGAGUUGGACUCAAAGCAGCUAGAUCUUGCAAAAAAGAUGAUAACUGCCAUCUUGGAAAAAGAAGCAUCCAAAAUGCAGCAGAGUGGCCGGGCUCCAGCAAGACCCAAACUUAGGUUCUCCUCAUCCACAAAGGAGCUUUCAAGUGUGGAUUUAGUGGUUGAAGCAGUGUUUGAAGAUAUGAACCUGAAGAAGCAGGUCUUUGCUGAACUGUCUGCUCUGUGCAAGCCAGGAACCUUUCUGUGCACCAAUACUUCAGCCCUGGAUGUGGAUGAGAUUGCAUCUUCCACGAAUUGCCCUCAGCUGGUGAUUGGCACCCACUUCUUCUCCCCAGCUCAUAUCAUGAAGUUAUUAGAGGUUAUUCCAAGCCGAUACUCUUCCCCCACUACCAUGGCCACUGUUAUGACCUUAUCAAAAAAGAUUGGAAAGAUUGGAGUCGUUGUAGGCAACUGCUAUGGAUUUGUCGGGAAUCGAAUGCUGAGUCCCUAUUACAACCAGACAUAUUUCUUGUUGGAGGAAGGCAGUAAGCCAGAGGAUGUAGAUGGGGUCUUAAAAGAGUUUGGUUUUAAAAUGGGACCCUUUAGAGUGUCUGACCUGACAGGACUAGAUGUGGGUUGGAAAGUUCGCAAACGGCAAGGCCUUAUUGGACCUUCCUUGCCACCAGGAACUCCUGCCCGUAAGCGGGGCAAUAGCAGAUACUCCGCACUUGCUGACAUGCUCUGUGAAUCCGGGCAAUUAGGUCAGAAGACCGGUAAGGGUUGGUAUCAGUAUGACAAACCACUGGGUCGGAUUCACAAACCCGAUCCCUGGCUUUCCUAGUUCCUGUCACAGUAUAGAGCAACCCAUCACAUUGAACCGCGCUCCAUCAGCAAGGAUGAGAUCCUGGAGCGCUGCUUGUAUUCCCUUAUCAAUGAGGCAUUCCGCAUCUUGGGGGAGGGGAUGGCUGCUAGCCCAGAGCACAUUGACGUCAUCUACUUGCAUGGGUACGGGUGGCCAAGGCACACGGGCGGGCCCAUGUUCUAUGCUGCCUCAGUUGGGUUGCCCACAGUUCUAGAGAAAUUGCAGAAAUAUUACAAACAGAACCCUGAUAUCCCCCAACUGGAGCCCAGUGACUACCUGCGAAAGCUGGUUGCCCAGGGAAACCCUCCCCUGAAAGAAUGGCAAAGUUUGGCAGGACCUCACACCAGUAAACUGUGAUUUAGGCUUCUGCAUCUUGCCACACAUGUUGGCAUCUAAUCUCUAAAAUUUGCUCUGAGGUACAGAUGAUGAUGAUGAUGAUGAUGAUGAUGAUGAUGAUGAUGAUGACUGGUCAGCAAAAGCUUCUCUCUAUCUUUCUACCUCAUGAUUCUAUUGGUCAGAUUUUAGGAAUGCGUUUCCUAUGCCUCUGAAUGUAUUUCUAUCAGAAAAAUUCAGUGAAUAUGUACUUACACUACCAAAAGAGUUCUCUUUUGACUUUUUGCCUUGUAUAACAAAAAUUUGUACAAAAUGCUGAUAGUAGAGCUAUUCAUAAUAACCCCAAAUUGACAACCCAGAUGUGCCUAGCAAAUCAACAAGAAGUGGCAUAUACAUGAAAUUGACAAUUUUCAGCCAUGUGAAAUAAUGGACAAAUGUUGUAACACGAUGCUGAGUUAGGGCACUGCCCUGAGUAAGAGGAGGCAGGCAGAAAAGGCCACACAUAAUUUGGAUAUAGAUAUGAAAUUCCAGAAUAUACAGAUCCGUGGACAGACAGUAGAUGAGUGGUCCAAGACUGUAAUUGUUAGAAGUUAAAAUUACUGCUGAUGGAUACAGAAUAUCUUUGGGGGGUGAUAAAUUUUUCUAAAAUUACUCUAGUGGUGGUUCUGUAGUGCUACAAAUAUACCCAAACACACUAAGUUGA
This is a messenger RNA of Peromyscus eremicus (cactus mouse), 4125 nucleotides long. RefSeq names its product peroxisomal bifunctional enzyme-like. NCBI's taxonomy places the organism in Eukaryota, Metazoa, Chordata, Mammalia, Rodentia, Cricetidae. Bases 267 to 3068 code for a protein of 933 amino acids. Gene Ontology annotation, biological process: fatty acid beta-oxidation. The transcript is spliced from 23 exons. Gene Ontology annotation, cellular component: peroxisome. The record is from RefSeq and is a predicted model, not a curated record. Gene Ontology annotation, molecular function: (3S)-3-hydroxyacyl-CoA dehydrogenase (NAD+) activity; NAD+ binding.